GUCUUGUUUCUACGUUUAACUUCUGCUUAACACGUGGCACGCAGUGUCCAUUUUUGCUCACGUCAUAUCCGGAUUAUUCUACCCGCAGUAAUGGCAGCCUUUUCUGAAAUGGGCGUUAUGCCCGAAAUCGCCCAGGCUGUGGAGGAAAUGGACUGGCUGCUUCCUACUGACAUCCAAGCUGAGUCGAUCCCCUUGAUUCUUGGUGGAGGAGAUGUCCUCAUGGCUGCAGAAACUGGUAGCGGUAAGACAGGAGCCUUCAGUAUUCCUGUGAUCCAGAUUGUGCAUGAAACACUGACUGAUCAACUGGAGGGCAAAAAGAGUAGAUCCAGCAUCAAAACUGGUGGAACUGUCUUCAACAACUGGCAGAUGAAUCCUUAUGACCGCAGCGCUGCUUUUGCAAUCGGCCCAGAUGGAUUCUGUUGCCAGAGCAGAGAGUUCAAAGAAUGGCACGGCUGUCGCUCCACAAAGGGCGUUGUCGCUAAAGGAAAGUACUACUAUGAGGUGAGCUGUACUGACCAGGGGCUGUGUCGUGUGGGCUGGUCCACCAGCCAGGCAGCCCUCGACUUGGGAACUGAUAAAUACGGGUUUGGCUUUGGCGGAACUGGGAAGAAAUCGAAUAGUAAACAAUUUGACAGCUAUGGCGAGGAGUUCACCAUGCAUGACACUAUUGGAUGCUACAUAGACUUGGACAAGAGCCAAAUUUCUUACUCAAAGAACGGUAAUGAUCUCGGUCUAGCAUUCGAGAUCCCUCAGCAGCUGAAGAAUCAACCCUUUUUUGCUUCCUGUGUGCUCAAGAAUGCAGAGCUCAAGUUUAACUUUGGCGCUGAGGCAUUCAAGCAUCCGCCCAAUAGUGGUUUUGUAGCCUUGGAUAAGGCUCCAGAGGGCCAAACAGUCAAGUCUUCACAGACAGGCAGUGCCAAGGUCAGCCAGGUGAAGGUGUCCACCAACGCACCCAAGGCGCUCAUUAUUGAGCCAUCCAAAGAGCUGGCCGAGCAGACGCUCAACGUCGUCACGCAGUUCAAGAAAUACGUGGUCGACCCUAAGCUCAGGGAGCUGCUUGUGAUCGGCGGUAUGGCUGCCAAAGAUCAACUGGCGGCUCUGGAACUAGGCGUGGACAUUGUGGUGGGAACCCCCGGCCGACUGGACGACCUCAUAUCCACUGGGAAACUCAGCCUGUCCCAAGUCCGCUUUCUAGUCCUGGAUGAAUGCGAUGGCCUCCUGUCAGCGGGAUAUACAGACUUCAUCAACAGGAUCCAUAAUCAGAUCCCUCAGGUGACAUCAGAUGGCAAACGGCUGCAGGUGAUUGUGUGCUCGGCCACGCUGCAUUCCUUUGACGUUAAGAAGUUGUCCGAGCGCAUCAUGCACUUCCCCACUUGGGUGGACCUGAAGGGCGAGGACUCGGUGCCCGAGACAGUCCACCAUGUGGUGGUACCCGUAAACCCCAAGGCAGACCACCUCUGGGAGCGUCUGGGAAAGAAUCACGUCAGGACUGAUGAGGUCCACGCCAAAGAUAACACCAGGCCAGGCGCUAACUCUGCAGAAAUGUGGUCGGAGGCUAUUAAGGUGCUGAAGGGCGAGUAUACAGUAAGGGCCAUCAAAGAGCACAAAAUGGACCAGGCCAUUAUCUUCUGUCGCACCAAGAUUGACUGUGACAACAUGGAGCAGUACUUCAUCCAGCAAGGCGGAGGUCCAGACAGUAAAAACCACCAGUUGUCUUGCGUUUGCCUCCAUGGCGAUCGAAAGCCCAAUGAGAGAAAGUAUAACCUGGAGUGCUUCAAGAGGAAGGAAGUCAGACUCCUCAUCUGCACGGAUGUUGCCGCCAGAGGGAUCGACAUCCGCGGAGUUCCUUACGUGAUUAACGUCACCCUGCCCGAUGAGAAGCAGAACUACGUCCACCGUAUCGGCCGAGUGGGCCGAGCAGAGAGAAUGGGCUUGGCUAUCUCUUUGGUUGCUAUGGAAAAGGAGAAGGUGUGGUACCACGUCUGCGCCAACCGAGGCAGGGGCUGCUACAACACCCGACUGAAGCCGGACGGCGGCUGCACCAUCUGGUACAACGAGAAAGAGCUCUUGUCGGAAAUUGAAGAGCACCUCAAGUGCACCAUCACCCAAUGCGAGCCGGACAUCAAGGUCCCGCUGGACGACUUCGACGGGAAGGUCACAUACGGCCAACGCAAGGCACUAGGAGGUGGCAACUACAAAGGUCACGUGGAUGUGCUGGCCCCCACGGUGCAAGAGCUAGCCGGCUUGGAAAGGGAGGCCCAGUCAUCGUUCCUGCACCUGGGAUACAUGCCCAACCAGCUCUUCAAAGCCUUCUAAAUGCAACUGGCUGCUCUUAAGCUGUAGGUCAUGAAAGAUUUACAUUUUCAAAUCCAUCGCACUUAAGAGUGUCUUAGUGCUCUUAUGAAAACAUAUGUUCCUCAUGUGAAUGCUACAACAUAGCCUGUUUUUUUCUGAUGAAUUUGCCUGGUAAAGGUAUUUAUUUUUGAGUGAUUGGUUACAGAGUUUGUGCAUUUUGAUGGCUCUGUUUUCUCUUUUGAAAUAAACUAUGGCAGCCA
This is a messenger RNA of Nerophis lumbriciformis (worm pipefish), 2555 nucleotides long. It is a transcript of the gene ddx1, whose product is annotated as DEAD (Asp-Glu-Ala-Asp) box helicase 1. Gene Ontology annotation, molecular function: nucleic acid binding; protein binding; RNA helicase activity. The record is from RefSeq and is a predicted model, not a curated record. NCBI's taxonomy places the organism in Eukaryota, Metazoa, Chordata, Actinopteri, Syngnathiformes, Syngnathidae.